Messenger RNA from Peniophora sp. CBMAI 1063, 1608 nucleotides. Lineage: Eukaryota; Fungi; Basidiomycota; Agaricomycetes; Russulales; Peniophoraceae. The record is from the annotation of a GenBank genome assembly.
AUGACCACGAACCCGAACCACGUUCUAAUGACCCGUAACCGGGGCACCCACAACCCAUCCGCGUCCCUAUCCUCGCCCACCGAGACGCACGCCGCAGCGGCCGGCAUAUUCCGCUCUACUGGCUCUCCGCCCUGGUAUCUCGAGACGGGCAGCGACGAUGCUAUAUCAGAAUUAUCUACCGACGAAGGAUGCGAGCCUAUUGAAGUUGAUCCUGCGUUUACGUUGCGCUCUGAGUUGCCGGGCACUGUCAAGGUCGUUGUGGAGGCUACGACGUUCUGGGUGCAUAAGGAGAUAUUGUGGUUCGCGAGCCCGUUCUUCCAGGCUGCGUUAUCGGGAGACUGGGCGGAGACGAAUGCGAGCGGGGGGCAUAGGCCGACGAGCAUGAACAGCGUUAUUACGAUCUCGCAGCCGCCGAGUGUACCCGGGCAGGAUCAUGGGAUUGGGGAGACGGAGAUACAGUUUGCGAGGCCGGACGAGUUGAGCUCGGAUGAAUAUUUCGACGCGGAUACUACGACGGACGAUGGAGGGGAGAGUGCGAGCGAGAGUGUGAAGGAGGGGCCUGCGUCGAGUGUUACGCUUCGAGUGGACGAAGCGGACGAUAAGGAGGGCGAGAGGGGGAAGGAGGCGGCUAGGUUGGAGAGUCUGGAUAAGCUCGAGGGUGGUGGGGAUGAUAAGGAUAAGGGGAAGGAGCCGGCGUAUAAGGCGAAGAAGAAGGAUACGGUUAAGCUUAGUUGGAAGAAGGGCACGACUGGUGCGGCUGUGCGCAGGCUUCGCAAGAGCCAGGUGCCCUCGGCUGUUAUCGUGCUCAGAGAAGAGAAGGCUAGUACCUUCCACGACUUCCUACGCUUCGUAUAUCCCGGAACGGAAUGCACCAUCACAUGGAACAACGUUGAAGGGCUCAUGAACAUCGGCCAUAAACUCGUCGUGCCCUCCCUUACGCGCAUAUGCCUCAACUUCUUGUUGACUCAUGCAGCCGGGCGUCCCAUCAAAGCGAUGCGCAUUGCGGAGUUGUUUGAAGAGGAGGAGCUGUACCGCGAAGGGUCGAGGUUCGUUUUGGACAAUCCUGGUGGAUGGCCAGAACAGGAGAUGAGCACGUUAAGCCCGGAGACGCUAUUGAAGCUUGAGAAACGGCGAACAUGGUUCCUCGAGCGCGUACUAAAGCUCGGGCUGGUUCAGAUCGCGAAGGAGUACGAAUGCUGCUCUUCAUGCCCCGAUCAGUCCAGUUGCGCCCGGCUGGUCGAGGAGAAAUGGCGACAAGCCUACCAAGCCGUUUUCCGCUUUGGGCCAUGUCAACCCAGCAUGGUCUUCCGCUACCUCCGCUCACUCGAGGGUGUCUCCCCUCCAUUGGCCCUCACGCACCUAUCCUGCCAAAUGACGGCCAAAGCCUUUGUCGCAACGCUCUUCGAUCGCAUGUUCUCACUAGGAGUGAGAGGUAGCGGUACGGACACCGCACCGCUUGGCGCACGCGUCGCGGCGGUGGCGGGUGUGGCGAGCGCAACGCUGCCGAGGAGACAUUUCCUGUAUUGCUCGCUCAAGCCGGAGCAGCCGGCGCCCGCGAGGAAUAGGCAAAGGGAUACGAUCAGCGUGCCGAGGAGGGACAUCACUUGA